UUGAUCUAUUGGAAAGAACGUAGUCAACCUGUUUGCACCAGAACUUGCGCCUUCUUUUCUCUAGUGACAUUUCUUGAAUCUGGCAAAUCCUUUCCAUCGUCCAUUUCCUCUUCAGAAAGAUUUCGAUUACGAGAAGCGGUUGAGGUUAGAGCUUGAAACAAUAAAUGGCAAGUGUGCUCUACAGUUUACAGUCGAGUAUCCCAAGGAAUCUAAUUCGAUGCCUCAAACAUUCCUCUGAUAUUACAUGUUUUAACAAAUCAAAAUGGCGGACCGUUACCAGUCUCUCUUUCAACAGUGGGUUUGUCGAAAAUCCUUGUGUUUCAGAAGUAGACAAAUCUGCCCCAAACAGUAGGACUGCAUCUCUGCUUGCCUUAAAACAGAAAGAAAAAGGUGAUUGGCGAAACCUGACUUUGGAAGAAAGGCAAGCGUUAUAUUACAUGAGCUUUAAUCAGCCUUUUUGUGAUCUUGUUGAUGAACCUGCUGAUGAAUGGAAACUCAUACUAGCAGGAACUUUCACUGCAAUGGGUCUUAUGAUUUUAGGAAUGUAUGCUUGGAUUUCACAGCAAGCUAUGACUAGAAAAGAGCUCAUAGAAUUUGAAAGUUCUCAGAAGACUUGACUGAUUGAGAAAUGAAAAUGAAUGGGUAUCAGAUUAUUUUUGAAGAAAAUACCAUAGAGGAUAUUGGUCCACUUUCUGUUAGAAAAGAACUGAAAGUCAAACCAGAAGCUAGCUUAUUUUUUGGAAAUAAUUCUACACAAACAGCUUAGGAUUAUAAGAUGUACAAAUUUUCUACAAUCAUGUGUAGUUGAGUUCAUACAUUUGUUGCAAAGAGUUUUCAGUUAUACACUUUUUGGUUGUCCAGUCGAAUAAAUUUUAUUUUACCCAUUUUUA
Argiope bruennichi is the source of this 890-nucleotide messenger RNA. Its product is annotated as cytochrome c oxidase subunit 4 isoform 2, mitochondrial-like. The transcript is spliced from 5 exons. NCBI's taxonomy places the organism in Eukaryota, Metazoa, Arthropoda, Arachnida, Araneae, Araneidae. The record is from RefSeq and is a predicted model, not a curated record. The coding region runs from base 165 to 617 and encodes 150 amino acids. Gene Ontology annotation, biological process: mitochondrial electron transport, cytochrome c to oxygen.